Messenger RNA from Leucoraja erinaceus (little skate), 5992 nucleotides. It is a transcript of the gene sppl2b, whose product is annotated as signal peptide peptidase-like 2. The transcript is spliced from 16 exons. NCBI's taxonomy places the organism in Eukaryota, Metazoa, Chordata, Chondrichthyes, Rajiformes, Rajidae. Bases 95 to 1861 code for a protein of 588 amino acids. Gene Ontology annotation, biological process: membrane protein proteolysis. Gene Ontology annotation, cellular component: lysosomal membrane; Golgi-associated vesicle membrane; cytoplasmic side of endoplasmic reticulum membrane. The record is from RefSeq and is a predicted model, not a curated record. Gene Ontology annotation, molecular function: aspartic endopeptidase activity, intramembrane cleaving.
CGUGCCCGCGCCCGCGCCGUGGGCGAGCAGCGACAGCAACAGCAGCGACGGCCGGCGGCGGCGGCGGCAAACAGACAGUCACCUCACCGCGUCCAUGGGAGCGGACGAGCGGCGGCCGAGGCCGGGGCCGAGCGGGAAUAAGAUGGCGCUGGCGCUGCUGCUGAUGAUCGCGCUGCAGCUUCCCCAGGUCCUGGCUGAGUAUGGGAUGGUCAACGUGCUGUCGGAUAAAGAGCAUGGAAGUGCAAAAGAUUACUGUAUCCAGUUCAACCCCUCCUGGGCAUAUUUACCUCAUGAUCUCAGUAAAGCAUCUCUCUUGCAGGUCCAAGAUUUGACAUCUUCCAUGCUGUGCACACCAUCAGAUGUGCCGCUGCAAGGGUUUAACUACAGAAUUGCGAUGGUGAUGCGUGGGAACUGUACAUUCUAUGAUAAAGUGCGACUUGCACAAAUCAACGGAGCCAAGGGUCUGAUCAUCGUCAGCAGAGAGAGCCUGGUGCCCCCGGGUGGAAAUGGGAGUCAGUACGAGGAGAUUGAUAUCCCAGUUGCUCUCCUCAGUUACGAUGACAUGCUUGAUAUAUCAAAGACGUUUGGGAAAGCAAUCAAAGUGGCGAUGUACGCCCCAAAUGAACCGUUCCUGGACUAUAACAUGGUGGUUAUCUUUGUAAUGGCAGUCGGUACAGUAGCAAUUGGUGGCUACUGGGCAGGAAGCAAAGAUGUGAAGAAGCGAUACAUGAAGCACAAGCACGAUGGAGUGGACAAACAAGAUGAUGAGACUAUUGAUGUGACGCCAAUUAUGAUCUGUAUUUUUGUGGUGAUGUGCUGCUCAAUGCUGGUACUCCUUUACUACUUUUACAAUCAGCUAGUGUACGCAAUUAUAGGAAUUUUCUGCCUUGCUUCCUCCAUUGGACUUUACAGCUGCCUGGCCCCAUUUGUUCAGAAAAUUCCUUUCUGUGAAUGCAGGAUUCCAGAGCUGCCGUGUACUCACAAACGACCCCAAGUGCGGAUGUUACUCCUGGGCAUGUUCUGUGCCUGCGUGAGUUGUGUGUGGGCUGUGUUCAGAAAUGAGGAUAAGUGGGCAUGGAUUUUACAAGACACUCUAGGAAUUGCAUUUUGCCUUUACAUGUUGAAAACAAUCAGACUGCCAACAUUCAAGGCUUGCACAUUACUGCUGGUGGUUCUCUUUGUGUACGAUAUUUUCUUUGUUUUCAUAACUCCGUUUCUCACUCGGAGUGGGGAGAGCAUCAUGGUGGAAGUGGCUGCUGGACCUUCUGAUUUCUCCACUCAUGAGAAGCUCCCAAUGGUAUUGAAGGUGCCUCGGUUGAAUUCCUCGCCUCUGGCGUUGUGUGACAGACCCUUCUCCCUCCUUGGCUUUGGUGAUGUCUUAAUACCAGGAAUGCUGGUGGCAUACUGCCACCGGUUUGAUAUUCAGGUGCAGGCCUCAAGAAUCUACUUCGUAGCGUGCACAGUCGCAUAUGGCGUUGGUCUUCUCAUCACUUUUGUUGCUCUGGCACUAAUGCAGACGGGCCAGCCAGCUCUCCUCUACCUGGUCCCAUGCACUCUGAUCACCAGCAUCUGCGUGGCCUGUUGGCGCAAGGAGGUGGCAAAGUUCUGGAAUGGAAAUGGUUUUGCGACCAGUUCACAAGACGUCGCUACAUAUGUUGCUUCACCACCUCCAACUGCUCCGAAACAGGGGCAGCCGGGAUUAUUGGAUACUGACAACAGUUCACAGACCUGUGACAACUCGUCUCCGACUGCCAGCCACCAUGAAGAGAAAGCCCUGAACACUCCAGCUGGAGGAGCCACUGAUGAAAACGAAGCUGAACCCAGUGAGAACUUUCUGCUGAAAGACAGGACGGGUCAAUGAUAGCGCCGACAAUGUACUUACAACGCAAUUUUUAAAACAUGCUUAAUAUAGUGGGUUUAUAUACAACGAGGUAGAUCGGUAUUGCAGAUGUUAGCUGAAGCGAAUGAUAGAAUGCCUGGUGGGUGGACCUUUAACUGUUACGUUCUCCUCCCAAAUGAUCAUGGGCAGUUGUACUGCCCCAAACGGACCCCACGGCCGGCUGAACAGUGGCCCUACUCAAGCUGCUUGCUUUCUCAAAGCCGACACUACCAAGUACAGAACACCUCGACCUACCUCCCCAAUUCUGAACCUAACCAAACGAUCAUUGUUAAAAAAAAUUGACUGGUCAGAAAACAAAAAUAUUGUCAUUGCCAUGAUCUCCUGACCCCUAAUGCCCCUGUCCCACUUAGGAAACCUGAACGGAAACCUCUGGAGACUUUGCGCCCCACCCAAGGUUUCCGUGCGGUUCCCGGAGGUUGCAGGUGGUUGCCGGAGGUUGCAGGUAGUGGAAGCAGGUAGGGAGACUGACAAAAACCUCCGGGAACCGCAUGGAAAUCUUGGGUGGGACGCAAAGUCACUAGAGGUUUCCGUUCAGGUUUCCUAAGUGGGACAGGGGCAUAAGGAAUAAACUCCCGUUCCAGCAUCUUUGGUGCAGACCUGCUAGUCAUUGAACAAAUCCUCAUGUAAAUUUAGUCCUUCUGGACGUAAACAAUGAACCGCUGAACCAUUAACAGGAAUGCAAGGUAGAGGAAUCUCUCCAGCUUUAUUAGGGUGCUUACUAAAGAUAGCCACAUAAUGGUAGGGAAGUCUGCAGGUAACAAUGUCUCCUCCUGAAUUAAGAAUUUCUAGCUGGCAUCUCAUUUAGAAAGAGGUGCAUGUGGUAAUCACUGAACUAUUUGUUGGGUAGAUGGUGAGUCUGGAGUUUAGUAGUGGCUGAGGGUAGACAAGAAUGCUGGAGAAACUCAGCGGGUGCAGCAGCAUCUAUGGAGCGAAGGAAAUAGGCAACGUUUCGGGCCGAAACCCAAAGGAAAUAGGCAACGUUUCGGGCCGAAACCCAAAGGAAAUAGGCAACGUUUCGGGCCGAAACCAAAAGGAAAUAGGCAACGUUUCGGGUCGAAACCCGGAGGGUUUCGGCCCAAAACGUUGCCUAUUUCCUUCGCUCCUUAGAUUUUCUCUCCAGAGUUUCUCCAGCAGUUGCAGUUCCUUCUUAAACAUAGUAGUGGCUGGUAUGAUCGCUUAAUUUAAUUAAAUAGACAUCAGCGUUGGGGCUAUGCAUGAUGACACAGUCACAGUAGGAAUGUACAGAACCAGCAAGGCCACUUCGGCCCGUCUUAUCAAAGUGCAUCAACAGAACCACACACAAUUUGCAGCACAAUGCAUUUGUAGAAUCAAAUCUGAUAAAUUACCGUUCGUUUCCACACAGUUUCAUCGCAAUAUCUCCCCCCCCCCACCCCCAUCUUUUAUUCAUCUUCCCGUGGGUUCUUGCUGAUUACUGAUCGAGAGACUUUACACCCAGUAACUACCGACAACAUGAGCAUAUUUCAUCCACUUUGAAUGGCCAAUCGAUUAAUUUGAGACUGAUUCCAGAUGCAAUAGUUGGGGGGAAAACUAUCUUCUCAUCUAUUUUGUUGACCCCUAAGAAUUGUAACUGUUUCAAUAAGAUCAUGUUACUAUUUUAGGCAUUGCCUGAAUACUGACUGGAGGUCUGGCUGACAUUACCCCUCCUGUCAUUUUGAACACUAUCGAUAUAAUUUCAAACACUAUAGAUAUAAUUUCAAACACUAUAGAUAUAAUUUCAAACACUAUAGAUCUAAUUUCGAACACUAUAUCCUGCCUGCUGCUUAUUUUAAGGGUAUCAUAUCUGGUGUGUCGUAUUUUUAACAAGAAAUGCAAACUAGAAAUGUUAUGUUUCGUUUGGGCAGCUUGGACCCCAGUGGUAUGAAUAUUGACUUCUCUAACUCCAAGUAACCCUUGCUUUCUCUCUCUCGCCAUCCCUCCUCCUUCCUAGUUCUCCGACCAGUCUGACUGUCCCCUGAUUAAAUAAUAUCUCUGUAUGAUUCUUCUCGCUAACAAUGAUCUUUUCUACAUUUUCUUUGAACAGCAUCCCCUUUGAUAUAUGGUCUAUCAUAAGAUAUAUGAUAAAUCCCCUUUGAUGUCUCUUUUUCACACCUUGCCCUUCCUUAUCUCUGUGUCUCCCUCUCCCCUGACUCUCAGUCGGCAGAAAGGUCUCGACCUGAAACGGCACCCAUUCCUUCUAUCCAGAGAUGCUGCCUGUCCCGCUGAGUUACUCCAGCAUUUUGUGUCUAUCUUCGGUGUAAACCAGCACCUGCAGUUCCUUCCUACACAUUUUAUGUUUGCAACUAUUGUUAAAAAUGGCACAAAUUUUGUUGGAUGAUUUCAGAUUCAAAUGAACCUACAUGCUUGAUAUGUACGGGUGUCAAGGGUUAGGGGGAGAAGGCAGGAGAAUGGGGUUGAAGAGGGAAAGAUAGAUCAGCCAUGACUCGAUGGGCUGAAAGGCCUCAUUCUGCUCCUAUAACUAUGAACUUAAGGCACAUUGCUUCCUAAUGUUAGUUAGGGUCACAACAAAAUCUUGUAACAUGAAAUUAAUUUGGCCCUAGCUCUUUGAGAGAGGCAUUAGAUUUAUUUGUACAGGUAUCCUCCAAACCUUCCAAAUUAGUAUAAAAAAAUGUGCUGGAGUAACUCAUAUUAGUGGUUUGUCAAUGAGAUCCCCUCUCUAUGAAAGUCCAGUGAGUACAAGCAUAGCUUACUCAGUUCUCAUAGAAAAGGGUCAUUAUUGGACAUAGUCUAGACUGUAGCGAUUCUCGUGCAAGAUGGACACAAAAUGCUGGAGUAACUCAGCGGGACAGGCAGCAUCUCUGGAGAGAAGGAAUGGGGGACAUUUCGGGUCCAGACCCAUCUUCAGACUCGUCAGAGAGAGGGUCUCGACCCGAAACGUCGCCCAUUCCUUCUCUCCAGAGAUGCUGCCCGUCCCGCUGAGUUACUCCAGCAUUUUGUGUCUACGGCGUAAACCAGCAUCUGCAGUUCCUUCACACCUGAAGCUCGUGCAUCUACAUUCUCCUUCGCCUUUUGCAGUCCAGCAAGCCUGCUUUACUCUCGUGUUCCAAAGUCUGUCGGUAGAGACCAGCUUUCCAAAUCGUUUGUCCGACAUGCUCUGUCCUACCUCCCGUGGAACCACGCAUCGAUCGAUCCCUCUGCAGCCAACAGGUUAGACUGACGAGCCUCAUUUCAGUAAGUGGAACAACUUUCAUUCCAACUUUAAACUGUUCCGGGCCGUUGAACCCUGGUCUAUGUGGCAGUAAAGUGGGUGACGUUUCAUUAGUUUGGAUGUAUUUCAUUAUCUGAGGGUUGGUGGCAGUUCUGAUGUUUCACUUGUCCACUUGCACUUGAAUAUGUUUGUCGUUGUCACACAAUAAUCUCUGAGACUACCAAGAGGUUUCUGAAUAUCAUGAAACAUUCUUAAACCUUUUUAACCGAUGGAAUGACAUUUCUAAAUCCUUGCAGUUAUCAACAGUUUCUUUGGGUAAAAUAUCAGGAAGGAAAAGCAUGUGCAGGGCACAAAAGAUGAAUCAUGUUUUCCAAUCUAUUUAAUACAACUGUUAUCACAAACACAUGCAACUAAUCACACCUGCCACCUCUGCCCAGCGGACUGUGAAAGGUGGCAGUGUCGUCCACCAGCCAGCAAACAAGGAAUAUUCCUUUUAGAUUCUGUAUUAUCUUUUUUCUUUUCUCUAUAUGUGGUGCUUUAUAUGAAGUAAUAUCUUAAAAAAUGGAUUGAAGAUUAAAAAAUGUGGCUUUAAUUUCUUUAUUUGAAAAUUGUGCAAUAUGAAGGUCAAAUCUCUCAACAUAGCAGUCCCUCCAACAAAAACACCAAAUAGGGCCAAAAACAGCCCACAUUGAACUUCCCUGAUGAGUAAACAAGAGUUGGGUAGAAGUGCGUUAAUCAUUUAUCACAGGUUAAUGGCUGAUUGAUUGGACCGAGGGCUUUUAUUUAUUUUCUCCCUCAAUAAAUCUGCUUAACAUACCAAUGGUACUGAUUCCAAUAAGAUGUAUUCUGUUUUCCAUUAUUCUUUAAAACAAAAAUCAUGUUGAGUUGUGGAUUAUGAUUUCCAAAUAAAGUUUUUAUAGUUUAAA